Molecule: messenger RNA, 2938 nt
Organism: Leptopilina heterotoma
Lineage: Eukaryota; Metazoa; Arthropoda; Insecta; Hymenoptera; Figitidae
Product: dymeclin
Exons: 12
Coding region: 360-2417 (685 amino acids)
Biological process (GO): Golgi organization
Cellular component (GO): Golgi apparatus
Source: RefSeq, a predicted model, not a curated record
UGACGCGCUGUCAUCGGCGGAUUUUAUUUCAUUAGAAAAUUUAUAAAAAUUUGUAGGUUAUCCGCACAAAAAAAAAAGUUUCCCAUUGUCACAGUUAAUUUAAUAGAAAAUAGACAAUAUCUACUGAAAAAAUAGAAUAUCAACAAAGUUAGUGAUGGAUUUUUAACAGAACUGAAUUUCCGAACAUGUGCAAAAAAGAAUUUAGUGCAAAAAUAAGUCGACCCUGUCACGUCUACUGACAGUUAUGACAGAUGCAUUGACGUGUACUAAUUUAGAAAUUUUAUAGGACUGAAUUAAUCCUUAUUAACAAAACAUCUAAAUAUCAAUUCGCAAAAGAAAAUAUUGGAAAAUAAUAAAAAAUGGGUGCAACUCCCAGUCGACACGAUGAUUUAUCAAAAAACUCGUAUUUGGAACGUUUUUGUAGUAAGGAGCCAAUACCACCGACUGAUAUAUUUUGGAAUAGAUUUUUAUCGUUCAAUAUAAGACCGCCUUUGACGAGAACCGAUCAAAUUGAACUGGACUCUCGAUUAGAUACAACAUGUCAAAAAUUGUUGGUCAAUAAUCAUACGACUGGAAAUGUAGGUUCUCUUAUUGAAGUCGCACUUUCGAGGAUGGCCGAAUUACUUCUAUCGAAACAGUCCGAAAAUAUUGUGUACACGUGGCAAACGUACAACUCCUUGUUUGCGAUUCGAUGUAUUUUGAAGUACUUUAUCGAAACAAUAGGAGAAACGGAAAUGGUGCAGCACACGGAAGUGCAAGCUACACCUUCAGAAAUGCAGGAAGCAAUGCCUAUUAGACUACAGUCUUUUUUCGAAGCUCUGAAAGACGUUAUUGUCAAUGUUCCCUUAAAUGAUCUUACCUAUUUGGUUCAUUUGGAAGCAAUAAAUUGUCUGCUCGUACUGUUAUCGGUGCAAUUAUUCUCACAAACAUCGGCGGAAUACAGUAUUUGUUAUCGAAUCAUUAUGCACCAGGAGCAGAGUGCAUUUGCUCCAAUUAUCGUUUGCACGUUAUUAAAUAAUUUUACUCAACAAGAGCAUGCACCACCUGGAUUACUUACCCAGCCGCAUGGUAGCAGUCUCGUCUUAAGCAUUGCCGCAGGAUUAUGGAAUGUGAUAACUCUGGGAAUAGGAAAUAGUCGAAAAAAUAUACAAAUCAGUAGUGGAGGCGCAAACGAGGAAAUUGAACGAAAAAGAGACACUGAAACCCCAUUAGCUAGUCAAUCAUUAUUAUUGUUAUUGGUAUUGACAAAUCACUGGACGACUUCCCAUAAUCCUUAUAGAGAUGCAUUAUUUUCCUUUACGGAUGUUCCAGAUGAUAAUUCUGCAGCGCAAUCAAAAGUGAUUCCUUCAUUUAGAUUUAAUUUCGAUAAAUUGUAUAAUACUAUUUGUAAAAUAACAAAUACGGAUGAGGUGACUCUACUUUUAUACAUGCUUUUAUACAGAAAUCCAAAUAUUAAGCAAUAUAUCAUGAAACGAGAUGAUAUUCAAUUAUUGGUAAUACCAAUUCUACGAAUUUUGUACAACGCUCCAGACAAUACGUCACAUCACAUUUACAUGUCUCUCAUUAUUCUUUUAAUCUUAAGCGAGGACGAAUUAUUUAAUAAAAGAGUCCACGAGAUCACGUUAAAAGGAAUAACGUGGUAUACGGAGAGAUCGAUAAGUGAAAUUUCUCUGGGUGGACUGUUAAUUCUCGUAGUAAUUAGGACAAUUCAGUAUAAUAUGCUAAAAAUGCGGGAUAAAUAUUUACACACGAAUUGCUUGGCGGCUUUGGCGAAUAUGUCGAGUCAAUUUAGAAAUUUACAUCCUUACGUGAGUCAAAGACUUGUCAGUUUAUUCGAGACACUGGCGAAGAAACAUGUGAAAUUGGAAGCAAAAAUACGCAAUCAACCGCCGUCGAAUUCAACUGAUCAAGACAAUGGCAAUGGAGGCGUCAUGAAUGCAGACUUGAUCCAGGAUCUCACGAUUUUGGAGGAGGUGCUGCGAAUGGUCUUAGAAAUAAUAAACAGUUGUCUAACUCAUCAAUUGCCUGAAAAUCCAAAUCUUGUCUAUACACUUUUAUACAAGCGGGAAGUUUUUCAACCUUUUACGAUGCAUUCUGCAUUUCAGGAUAUUGUCCAAAAUAUAGAAUCGGUAAUCAAUUUUUUCUCCUAUAAAUUGGAGCAAAAUGAUCAGUCGCAAAUUGGUGUCAAUGAAGUUUUAGCAACAAUUCAACAAGGAACUAGUCAAUGGCCAAAAGAUCGUUUACGGAAAUUUCCAGAGCUAAAAUUCAAAUACGUCGAGGAGGAGCAACCGGAGGAAUUUUUUAUUCCCUACGUAUGGAGUGUCGUUUGUCAAGGAGCACUACUCCAUUGGAGUGCAGAGAAUAUAAAAUUAUUUCUACCAAGUAGUGGUGAGCAAACAACAAUUGUCGUUUGCUGAUUGACAAUGGAUAUAUUUUCGUUAUUUUCCAAGGUGAGACAAUUAUUUUUACAAUGAAUUUUCUUUUUCUAAUGACGCGCACCGACACUCACCUCUAUAAAAAAAAAAAGAAAACUGCAGCAAUUUAAUUGUUUUGCAAACUAACAGAUAAAAAAGAAAAGUGAGACUUGGGACUUAGAUUUUGUAUUUGUUUGUGCAAUAUUGGUGAAGGUUAUUUUUUUUUCUUUUAAUAUAUAAAAAAAAUAAAUUAUUUAAUCUUAAUUUAAAAAAUCCCAUUUAAGUUUACGAACACAUUGUAAAUCAUCCUUUAGAAUAUAAUAUUGUUUUACUAUCUGCGAAGUUGUGUAUAUAUAAAAGAAACUUGAUUGUAAGCUUGACAGGACUGUUUUGAUAAGUUUAGUUAUUUUUUUCUCGAAAAAAAGGAACAUAAUCAAUAUUUGUACAUAAAUUAAUCUUUGAAAAAAAACGUAUGUAUAUGCCAAUUUGCUCCGCAAAUAUACGAUUCUAAUAUUUAUAACAAA